AUGAAGGGCAUACAGACCGUGCAAGCUAGCCGAGAGGACAGGAGGCGGUCCUUUGGGAUCGGCGGUGCUGGAAACAUCCGCACCAGAGCCGAAGCAGUUGUCCACGACGUGCUCCCUUCCGAGCGGUUGGACCAGCGGCGGCGGAGCAGUGUCCUGAGCAAGGUGUCAUCCUCCACCUCUGGGUCUGGAAGCUGGAAGGACGUGAAGGAGUUUUUCCGGAACCAAGUCAAAUAA
This is a messenger RNA of Diaporthe batatas, 234 nucleotides long. RefSeq lists its product as uncharacterized. The coding region runs from base 1 to 234 and encodes 77 amino acids. Lineage: Eukaryota; Fungi; Ascomycota; Sordariomycetes; Diaporthales; Diaporthaceae. The transcript is spliced from 2 exons. The record is from RefSeq and is a predicted model, not a curated record.